Nannizzia gypsea CBS 118893 is the source of this 1788-nucleotide messenger RNA. RefSeq names its product amidophosphoribosyltransferase. The record is from RefSeq and is a predicted model, not a curated record. The transcript has 4 exons. Bases 1 to 1788 code for a protein of 595 amino acids. Gene Ontology annotation, cellular component: cytoplasm. Lineage: Eukaryota; Fungi; Ascomycota; Eurotiomycetes; Onygenales; Arthrodermataceae. Gene Ontology annotation, molecular function: amidophosphoribosyltransferase activity. Gene Ontology annotation, biological process: purine nucleotide biosynthetic process; purine nucleobase biosynthetic process.
AUGUGUGGCAUUCUAGCCCUUAUCCUCGCUAAUACCAGUGAGGCAGCGAGUGUCGAUCUCCAUGAAGCCCUCUACCUCCUACAGCACCGUGGCCAGGACGCCUGUGGUAUAGCCACUUGCGCCUCGGCCGGCCGUAUCUUCCAGUGCAAAGGCAAUGGAAUGUGUGGAAAGGUCUUCCAAGAUGGCCAGCGCGUUGCGGAUCUACCUGGGUUCAUGGGACUUGGCCAUUUGAGAUAUCCCACCGCAGGAAGCUCAGCCAACGCAGAGGCUCAGCCGUUCUACGUCAACAGUCCCUAUGGCAUCACCCUCGCACACAACGGUAACUUGAUCAACGCUCCAGAGCUGAAGAGAUACCUGGACUAUGAAGCGCACCGUCACAUCAACACCGACAGCGACAGCGAAUUGAUGCUUAAUAUCUUUGCCAAUGAGCUCAACGAGACCAAAAAGGCUCGUGUGAACGUGGAAGAUAUCUUCGCUGCGCUUAGUCGGAUGUAUGAACGCUGCGAAGGUGGAUGGGCAUGCACCGCUAUGCUCGCCGGAUUCGGCGUACUCGGCUUCCGUGACGCAUACGGAAUCCGACCAUUGAUCAUCGGCUCUCGGCCUUCGCGGAGCGGACCGGGAAUGGACUACAUGAUGGCCUCGGAGUCCGUUGCUCUGGACCAGCUCGGUUUUACUAACCACCGUAACAUCGUACCGGGCGAAGCUGUCAUCAUCCAGAAGGGCCACGAACCUGUCUUCCGCCAGGUACACCCCAGACUCAACUAUACCCCGGACAUCUUCGAGUACGUCUACUUCGCUCGUCCAGACUCGGUCAUCGACGGAAUCAGCGUAUACCGCGCUCGGCAACGCAUGGGUGAAAAGCUCGCAAAGCGAAUCAUCUCCGUUCUCGGCCCGGACGCUAUCAAAGACAUAGACGUUGUUAUCCCUGUGCCCGAAACUUCCAACACCUCCGCCGCUGCUCUUGCCCGAUACUUGGACAAGCCUUACUCUCAAGGUUUCGUGAAGAACCGGUAUGUUUUCCGGACGUUUAUCAUGCCGGAGCAGAAGGCUCGGCAAAAGGGAGUCCGUCGGAAAUUGAACGCCAUGGCGUCGGAGUUCAAGGACCGAAACGUCCUGUUGGUCGAUGAUAGUAUUGUUCGCGGUACCACAAGUAGAGAGAUUGUCAUGAUGGCCAGAGAUGCCGGGGCAAAGAGCGUCUUACUUGCUAGCUGUGCUCCUGAGAUAGCCCAUCCUCACAUCUAUGGCAUCGACUUGGCCUCUCCCCGUGAAUUGGUUGCUCAUGAUCGUGACAUCAAGGCGAUCACAGCUUACAUCGGUGCCGAUGCCGUCAUUUACCAGACUCUGGACGACCUUAUCGCUUCUUGUGCCGAAAUAUCCACUGAAGGCGGUAAUGCAGACCCCGUUAAGUUCGAAGUAGGUGUUUUCAACGGUAUAUACACCACUCCUGUCUCAGCCAACUACUUCGAACACGUAGAGAAGCUGCGCGGCGAAGGCAGAAAAAUCAAGAGAGUUGAAAGCGCCAGGGCCGCUGUUCUCAAUGGUGCCGCGAGCCAUGAGAAUCUCCUCAUCGCCUCUAGCAAAGUCGACCUAGACGCCAACGGGAAACCACUUAUCGUUGACACCGUCAGACCUGUGGUAGAUGCUGGUAUUGCCAAUUCUACCGAUUCGUCUUUGCAGGCGCAAGCUCAGGCGGAUAAUAGCCAAUGUCAACCCCGAAAAUCCACCGAAGCUCCACCUCACGUCAAAGAUAGAAUGGACAUCAGCAUUCAUAACCUCGGCGAUUAUUAA